AUGACUAGGCAACCGGGUGCCAUUCUGUUGCACCAGGGCCGUGCAAUGGAACCUCAGCUGGAGCGGACGGAGUCGAAUAUCAAGAGUGGUUCUUUUGCCAGCGCGGAGGGGCCCAAGGCUAUCAAACGCGCCUCGUCUGCACACACUAUAAAGGGCUUUGAGAGUAGUACUCAACUUGGUCCAAACCACCCUUACCAUCACUCCGACUCGUACGUUAACCAACGCUAUUCGCUGCGCUACCUGUAG
Penicillium concentricum is the source of this 246-nucleotide messenger RNA. RefSeq lists its product as uncharacterized. NCBI's taxonomy places the organism in Eukaryota, Fungi, Ascomycota, Eurotiomycetes, Eurotiales, Aspergillaceae. The transcript has 3 exons. Bases 1 to 246 code for a protein of 81 amino acids. The record is from RefSeq and is a predicted model, not a curated record.